AUGGAGCUGUAUGGUCGAAGUGAGGAACAUCUGCAAAUUAUUCAGGAAAUUUCGGACACAUUAAGAAAUGGAGGUACAGUGUGGACACAGAAAUAUGCGGACGGGAUAUGUGAAGGGCAGGAUUAUGGGAAAUACAUAUUCGGAUCAGGAAUUAUGAGGCAAAGCAUAAGGAACCGCUUGAAGGAGUUAGGGAAGCAUUGGGUACGAGGAGGAAGAAGUCCAGACAGAACAUCGGGCAAAUGUACGUGGCCGCACGCAGUGCAGAUGGAGGAAGAGCAGCAGAAUACUGAGAGUUGUAAAAAAAGGGCCAAGGAAGGAAAGCAGGAUGAGCAGGAAAUAAUGGAAUUAAUGGAUGUCGCCAAAACGCAGUUGACAACGUAUCUUAAGACAGUAAUAAGCGCACGUUGGAAGUCGCAUGCAAGGUGUACAAUGGAGGAAAGAAUAAGAACCAGGAUACAAACAGGGGUCAGGGCAGUUGGUGUAGGAGUCACAGGGGGACAACCACCACAGAAAGGAAGUUCCAACGCAGCGAUUGGGGAUUGUCGCACACGGUCACCACGUCCUGGAACAGGACCAGGACGCACACCAAGACCACGACCACGGCCGAAACCACCGCAGGAGGCACCGACACUACCGAAGCAGCCGACGCAGUCAGUGACGACGAAAAUCACCGAUCAAUCCGGUUCGAACAGCGACGCCUCCAAACCCGCCCCGGCCAAGCCGAACAAACCUGCCACCGCUGCCAAACCAGUAGCGGCGAAACCGGUGGUAACAAAACCGGUGAUAACGAAGACGACAUCGGGCAGUGGCAUGACGACGACAUCAUCUGGUGGUGGUAGUGGUAGUAGUGGUAGUGGUGGUAAGGCUCGUCCUGCUGCUGGUAGUACCGGAGGCGGGCAGGGGAAGAAGGCCGGAGCAGCGAAGUGUCAAGGGGAGACAAUAUUGGAGUGGAGGCCUUCGGAAAAAUAUGUGGUGCUUCCAUAUAGUGAUGCUCAAUGGACACGCGUGCAGGACGUGUUGGAGCAGUUUAUUGAAUAUUUGAAAGACCAUAAUGAUACCUUUGACGCACUUGGUGCCAACUGUAAUAAUAUAGGUUGGAAUGAUCUGACACACACUGCAUACCAUAAGGGACAGAGAGUGGCAGAUAUGAUGAGGUGCAGAAUCAUGUCGGGUGCAUUAUUCUUUGCGAACCAAGACACAAGUGAUGAACAGACCAAUAGGUUAAGAUGUGAGGUGGCCCAUGUUUUGGGGCACUUACUGAAAACUAGGUAUUGCAAAGAUACGGCACCAUGGCCAAGAGGUAUAGAGUAUGCUUGGCCAACAUUCAGGGAUAUGAAGAGCGGAGAAUCCGGUAAGCCUGGUGCAGUGCGGGGCCCUGUUAUGGACGGAAGGUGCACAAUGUGUGGAUAUGUAGGUAACAGGAAGAACGUGGAAGCAGUAGAUUUGAAAAUUGCAUACUGGCUAAUGCAGGAAGGAGGAAUAUUGGGAGAAAUACAGGCAAUGGAGAAGGAAUGGCCGUGUGAGCAGUAUUGGGACAAGUAUACUAAUAACCAGGCAGAAGAACGCGAGCCAGAUAUAAAUAAAAUUUUGACCGAAGCAGGACAGAACGAAAAGAAGAGACUGGACAAAGAAAUAGUACAGACAGCAGAAAAGGUGUUUGAGAAAGCGAAGGAAGCAGUAGAACGGGAAAUUGAAAAAUUGAAAGCCGUAGCGGCGGGUAGUGUAGACCACGUCUGUGUGUGCGGCGGCGGCGACCACGGGAGCGGUAGCGCAACGGGUAUGAGUGUAGACGAGUGUAAGAUGUACCGAAUUUAUGGUUAA
Molecule: messenger RNA, 1821 nt
Organism: Plasmodium fragile
Lineage: Eukaryota; Apicomplexa; Aconoidasida; Haemosporida; Plasmodiidae
Exons: 3
Coding region: 1-1821 (606 amino acids)
Source: RefSeq, a predicted model, not a curated record